This is a messenger RNA of Xyrauchen texanus (razorback sucker), 9675 nucleotides long. RefSeq names its product actin-binding LIM protein 1-like. Bases 80 to 2770 code for a protein of 896 amino acids. Gene Ontology annotation, cellular component: stress fiber; actin cytoskeleton. Gene Ontology annotation, molecular function: actin filament binding. Gene Ontology annotation, biological process: cilium assembly; lamellipodium assembly; cytoskeleton organization. NCBI's taxonomy places the organism in Eukaryota, Metazoa, Chordata, Actinopteri, Cypriniformes, Catostomidae. The transcript is spliced from 29 exons. The record is from RefSeq and is a predicted model, not a curated record.
UUCUGUGACCAGGCCAUUUUGAUGUUCAUCUCCUCUCACUUCAUUCUGUAGCCUGUUGCUGUGGGAAGAGGGUCUCACCAUGCCCAAUUUACCCAAUCUUAAUAGCUUUGGUAAACUGUGUGGCUCUGGUCGUAGCGACGACUCGGUGGUGCUGGACAGGGUGAAGAGCAAAAACUCGGUUCGGAGAAUGUCUAUUAUAGAAGAUGGGAAUGUGGCCGAGGUUCUCUACCUCAUUCCCAAGCAGUCCAUGAUGGAGCAGCUGCCUUUCCUUAACCCAAAUGAGUAUGUCAUCCUGGAAAAAAUGGCACCUCCUGACAUGGAACCUGUGGCUCAUCCUCAGGAAUCCCACCAUCCACAAGGAAAACUGGUCAUCCAGUGUUACAAGUGUGGGGAGCCAUGCAAGGGAGAGGUUCUCCGGGUGCAAUCCAAGCACUUCCAUAUAAAAUGCUUCACAUGCAAAGUAUGCGGUUGUGACCUAGCCCAAGGUGGGUUCUUCAUGAAGAACGGGGAGUACUUGUGCACACUGGACUACCAAAGGCUUCAUGGCACUCGGUGUAAUGGCUGUGGAAACUUUGUGGAGGGGGAGGUGGUCACUGCUCUAGGGAAGACCUACCACCCCUCAUGCUUCGUUUGCACUGUCUGCAAACGGCCGUUUCCUGCUGGUGAUCGAGUCACUUUUAAUGGAAAAGACUGUCUCUGCCAACACUGCAUUCAGCCAACUUCCCCAACACCUAAAGACAUAAGCUCCUCUAGCAACUGUGCAGGUUGUGGCAGGGACAUAAAGAACGGUCAGGCUCUUCUGGCCUUGGACAGUCAGUGGCAUCUCGGCUGCUUCAAGUGUAAAUCCUGUGGCAAAGUGCUGAGUGGGGAGUACAUCAGCAAGGAUGGUGCUCCUUACUGUGAGAAAGACUACCAGAUCCAUUUUGGUGUUCAGUGUGAGGCCUGCCAUCAGUUUAUCACAGGGAAAGUUUUGGAGGCAGGAGAUAAGCACUACCAUCCCAGCUGUGCAAGAUGCAGCAGGUGCAAUCAAAUGUUCACAGAGGGAGAAGAAAUGUAUUUGCAGGGUUCUACAGUAUGGCAUCCAGACUGUAAGAACAGCAGUAGAGUGGAAGAGAAGAACAGAGCAGCUUGGCAGCAUCCUAAAGGAAAGCUCAGUCCAUUUGAUAUCUUUUACCCUCAGUCACAGACACAGAGCCGGGGCCCAGGUGGCUCUCGGCUGGGCUUGCGUCCCCUGGGCAGUCGUGAGCCCCUCCCACCCAAAGUUACAGCUCUGCACCAAUCAGAAAGGCAGCCCACAAGGUCAUCGUCCGAGAGUUUGUGUUCGAGACCUGGCUCGAGCAUUACUGGGUCUCCAGGUCACACAAUCUAUGCAAAAGUAGACAAUGAGAUUAUUGAUUACAAGGAUCUAGCAGCCAUCCCCAGAGUCAAGGCUAUUUAUGACAUAGAGCGUCCAGACAUGAUUUCCUAUGAGUCUCUCCAUUCCACCUCCUCUACCCUGGACAAACAAGGAAGGCACAGCCCAGGAGAGCCUGUUAGAGCCUCAGGUGGGAGUCCCUCCAGAUGCAGAGCCACAACCCUGCCACAAGACCCUUCCUCAAUGUCAACAGAAAUAUCUCCAAGGACGCUGUCUCCCACCCCUUCUGCUGAGGGUUGUUGUGAAAUGAGGGAACGCAUCAUACAGCGAUCAACCAGUCAGGGCUCUAUUGGCUCUCCGGUCUAUCACCGCCAUAACUACAUACCUCCUCUAUCCAAGUCGCCCCAGCAUUUCCACAGACCAGGAAUGCUGAAGCUCUGCUCCAGCAACAGUGAUACACGCCCUACCUCCCCCUUCAGACAUCACUUCCUCCCCCAUAACAAAGAUUCUUUCUACAUAGGCACUGAGCCAUCCAGUGGCCGGAGUUCUCCCCUUUCCUCUCGGCCGGACACCCCGACCCUCUCUCUGACCCCUAAACAUUUCCACAUCCCAGACCAAGGCAUUAACAUGUAUAGAAAACCACCAAUCUACAAACAGCAUGAUUCAGCUUCCUUGGUAGCCCAAAGCAAGUCUGCUGAUGGCAUCAUCAAAUCUUCCAAGUUCCCUGCUGCCCACGCCCCUCGCCCGGACGAAACCCCAAAGAUUGAGACAGACUACUGGCCUUGUCCUCCAUCCCUCGCUGCUUUAGGCUCAGAUGGAAGGAGUCGCUCACGGGACGAGGAAGAGGAGGAACAAAUUAAACGCAGACAUCUUCAGGAAGAACAUCUCAGCAAGAUCCAGUCAGGUCUUGGGAAGCUUAUUCUGAAAGAGGAGAUGGAGAAGGACAUGAACAGAGAGAGACACACUCGGAGCGUGGCCGCCCAGCGCUUUGACUCUCAAUAUGCUAACUGUACCAUAGACUCCCAAACGUCCAAAACCUCUUCUCUGCCGGGAUACGGACGAAAUGGCCUGCAUCGGCCCCAGUCAACAGAACUCUCUCAGUAUAACAGUUAUGGGGAUGUAUGUGGAGGCCAGAGAGAUUUCAAGCCCACCCAAGAUGCCCAAGAUUCCAUUGCAAGAAUGGACAGGGGAAUGUCUAUGCCUAAUAUGUUGGAAUAUAAAGUGUACCCAUAUGAAAUGCUCACUGUCACCAACAGAGGGCGUACUAAGCUCACGAAGGAUGUGGACAGGACAAGACUGGAGCGGCACUUGGCUCCCGAGACGUUUUUUGACAUUUUUGGGAUGGAGAUCCACAAGUUUGACAGACUUCCUCUUUGGAAGCGCAAUGACAUGAAGAAGAAAGCAAAGCUUUUUUAGCUAGCCAAUUGUGCAUGUUUUAAUUUAUCAGUCACUCAUAUAAUGUAUUUGAGCUAUAGUCCUCUUAUUUACUUUUCCUUUUUAUUCUUAACAUGCACACACAAAAAAAAAAAAAAAAAAAAAUCUUAUUUUGCUUCAAGAAGACCACUACUUAUUUUCCCAAAUCUAGAUUACAUUUGAAUGAGUGUUUGGAUAUAACCAACAUGAGGCACAAGUGACCCUUUAAAGGGAUAGUUCACUCAAAUAUUAAAAUACUGUCAGCAUUUACUCACCAUAAUCAUGUUGUUCCAAAUCCAUGGAGAGAUAAAAAUAGGAAAGAAAAACAUACAUGUUUGUUACAAAAUGACUAAGAGCAAAUGAUGACAGAACUUUCCUUUUUGGACGAACUGUCUCUUUAAGAAACGAAGAGACUUGAUGGUUUGUUCUGCACUCAUUAAACCUGCCUCCUGUAAAACAGGACUAUAAUUUUUUGGAUGGGGACCUGGGGGCUGUCAGCAGGGAUCUCCCCCUAUAAAUGUUAUUAUGGUGGCAGAGUUGUAGUAAUCCCUGGAGCUCCCUACAGCUACAGACCUUACAAGAGCUUUGAUGUUUGUUAAGAGCGGGAAGUGAGAGCUACUGAAGAUGAGAGGCUUGGGCUCUACCUGCAGAGCCAAGGUCCCCUGGCUCAUCUGGGCCCCAGGUCUGGAAAGCAUUAGAACCUGUUGAAACUGAGAUCGGCAUCUUCUCCCACCAGCUCUCUGCCACCUUGUCAUAAUCCUCAGAAACCAUCCUACAUGUAAAGUAUGUUCCAUAGCCAAAGCCCAUAACUGCACCUGAAAUAGAUACGUUCUUUAUCUAAGGCUUCUUAUUUUUUUUGCCCAUAGACUUUUUGACUGAUUAAAAAGCUGAUAUAUUGUCUGAUAGUCAAAAGGGGCAUUGGUGAUUAUUAUUGUUGUUUAGAAUAUUAAAAUUAAAGGGAUAGUUCACUCCAAAAAUGAAAAUUAUGUCAGGACUUAAAUAAUUUUUUUUUCCAAACCCAAGCUUCCAUGGAACAGAAAAGGAGAUUUUAGGCAAAAUGUUAGCCUCAGUCACCAUUUACUUUCAUUUUAUCUUUUUUUUUUUACCAUACAGCGAAAGUGAAUGAAGGAGGAUAAAAUUCUGCCUAACAUCUUAUGUGUUCCACUGAAGAACGUCAUAGGGGUUUGGAAUCAUGAGUGAGUAAAUUAUGUCCAUAAUUGUGUGAAUUAACCCUUUAAAUUAAUUUAAAAAAAAAAAAACUGUUUAUUAUCGGGAGUUUCGCCAGUAGAGGUCAGGCUCAAGUCAUACGUGACGAUGUGUCCUGAACAGCGCCUUCUGAAUCAGACAAUCCAUUUUAUUAUAUUUUUACCACUGCUUGAUCCUUUCUGCAAUAUUUAACAGCAUAUAAUUUUGAAUAAAGAUGAAAUUGCAAAGAAAGGCCUUUGAAAUAACUGCCUCAGAGGUGUUUCAAUACUGCCACUGUGUUGCCGCCGGAUCGUCGGAGCUGUAGCCAUAGCACUUGUGCCAGAUGUAGAUUUGAUAUCAGGGUUGUUUGUUGUUCAGUCACAUUGCUGCCAAAAUAAUGCUGUUCCCAUAGAUACGAGUCUCUGAUGUAUUAUGGGCUAUUAUUUCCAGCAGUUUCCUAUGUUUCAAACAGGGUAAAUGACAAAGAAAUAAGACAUAUUACAGCGUCGUGUUUUUAUAGGUUCACCAAACAUACAAACGAUAACUAGUGUGAUUACUAGAACCAGUCAUGAGGAGUUGGUUUUGAUACCUCUGCUGUGUACAUCACCCUUUUUCUGUCUGUAUGUCUGUCUGUGUUUUAGUUUUUUUUUUUUUGGAGGGAAAGGUUUGAUGAAUAUGGUGUAUAAGCUCUAAUGAGUAAUAAAACUCUGCUUCAGAUCAUAUUGAUAUCUGUCUCUGACUGACAUAAUCAUGACUGUGUGGGAGACAUUACAUGAAAUAUAUGAGAAAUCUCUGUGUGAGCUUGUCAUUAUUUGCACUUUCUCAAGAAAUGAUCCCUGUGUGAAAUGAGGGGCAGGGGCCCAUCUUACGACUGGGAGGUCUGUCUGUUGAGUCCCUUGGAAGCCCCUUGGUGCUUUCCUUCAUAUUCUCAGCAUGAUAAAUGUAUGACCCCUUUCCCAAAACGCUCUCCUCCCAGGCCUUGGAUUGAAAACAAGCCAUGGCACGGUUACACUACAGCAGUCUUACUCUAAUUGAGCUAUUUGAGCAAGAGUGUGACUGAGGUAGAGUGUUUAUUAGUAUUUCUUGUCAAUUAUACCAUUGUCACUCUUCUGAAAAUUAGUAAAAGAAAAUGAUGCUUUCUCCAUGUUCAUCAGAUUGUGACACAGUCCCACCAGUACCAAAAGAUCACUCAUACACAGACUGUAUAUUGUACACACAAGUUUCAGCAGAAAGAGGCUGUAUACUAUACCAGGGUGUCCUGCUGUGCACAUUAUAAUGCUUAGUUUGUUUUAUUAAUUUUUUUGAGACCUCUUCAUAACAUUUUAGCAUUUCAAAUGUUUAUGAAGGCUUUUCUCUACUGAUGUUUGGCAAUGGCUACUCAUGUCUUAAAGGGGUAGUUCACUAAAAAUGAAAAUUCUGUCAUUAUUGACUCUUUCUGAACCUAUAUGACUGUGGGACGCAAAAGGAAAUGUUAGGUACUGACAACCUCAGUCACCAUUCACUUUCAUUGAAUGGGGGAGAGCAACAUAUAGUUGCAACAUAUAGUGGAUAGUUUACACAAAAAUGAAAAAUCUCUCGUCAUUUAUUCACCUUCAUGCCAUCCCAGGUGUGUAUGAGAUUUUUAAAAGAAUAUUUCAGCUCUGUAGCUCCACACAAUGCAAGUGAAUGGGUACCAAAAAUCUGAAGUUCCAAAAAGCACAUAAAGGUAGCAUAAAAGUAAUCCACAAUAAUGUAUUGGUUAAAUCCAUGUCUUCAGAAGCGAUAUGAUAGGUGUGGGUGAGAAACAAAUCAAUAUUUAAGUUAUUUUUUUUACUGUUUUUUACCUCCCUGCCGAGUAUGUGGUAUAAUGCAUGAUAAAUGUGAAUUGCCAAAAACAAAAGAAGAAAGUGAAAUUGAUUAAUAGUAAAAAAAAUAAAUAGGGGUGGCUCACCCACACUUAUCAUAUAAUUUCUGAAGACAUGGAUUUAACCACUGAGGUCAUACUGAUUACUUUUAUGCUGCCUUCAUGUGCUUUUAGAGAUUUAAAAUGUUGGUACCCAUUCACUUGCAUUAUGAGGACCUACAGAGCUGAGAUAUUCUUAAAAAAAAUCUUAAUUUGUGUUCUGCAGAAGAAAGAGUCAUACACAUCUGGGAUGGCAUGAGGGUGAGUAAAUGUUGAGGGAAUUCUAAUUUUUGGGUAAACUAUUACUUUAACACUCUUCAAAAUGUCUCCUCUUGUGUUCCAUGGAAGAAAGGAAAAUGUUUGGGUGUUUGGAAUAACAUGAGGGUGAGUAAAUGACAACAGAACUUAACAUUUUUGUAUUAACUAUGCCUUCAACUGCAGUAGUUUGAGGUUUGGCAUCAGCCAUCUAGCUGCUGUAUCCACUGAUUCACAGGUUGUGAUGUCUGGGUGGUUAUACACUGGUCUUGGAUUUCAGACCUCACAAGCCCAUGUCAGGAUUUUCUGCACUGAAUUUGAUGAAAAUGUAGAGGUAAUGAGGAGCUUCGCCUCCACUCAUUAACCCAAUAUCUCCUAAAUGUUCUCGGAAUGGUUUGAUGGAUCAUUCUCACACAAAUUUGACCAGAAAACCUGUUUUUCCUUGUAUGAGCCAGACUGAACCUGACCACGCAGUGUAGGAGUGGUGGAAUAAUAUUGUUUAAUGACAUAACGCUUUCUUCUCGAGUAUCCAGGGGAGCGGAGAACAUAGUUUAAUCAGGUGGCGCACUUUUCCUGACUGUUUGAAAAAUUACACAAGGUGACAAGAUGGAAAAAAAGACUGACAAGUAUUUGGUGUUAUUGUCAGCAGCCAGCAAGACAGCACAGUAGGUUAAAACUUCAGAAGAACCUGCUUUUAGGUUCUCCAUCCUGGACACCCCUUAUGAACACCACACCUGAGUAAUUUCUAUGCUGGUCCAAGCUGGUUUAUGCUGGUUUGGUGCUGGUCUAGCUUGUGGACCACAAUAGCAAUGUUGUUCAACAGCUAAACGUGCGGGCCAAACAUUGUGGUCUUUCUUAGGAAGCUGAUUUGCUAAAUCUACACCAGCCUCCCAUGCUGGUGACCUUAAAUGCUGCAUUUUUCAACAGGGACACAAUUGAAUGAUCCAGAAAUUUCUUCCUCUGAGGUAUGCAUUCCUUUUAUCUGCCUACUGCUUCAGUUGUUGUGUUCACUGAAGGGUGGCAUCUCAUCGCCCCUGUGCAAUCUUCAGUCUUUGCUCUGACUGAUGCACUUGGCACAUCCUGAGCACCUCUUUGUGCACAAGGACUGUAUUGGUGUUUUUGUGAGUGUAUUACUAUGUGUGUUACAUAAGGUCUUUGAAUCAAAAAGCCCCAGUGCUCAAAUGGGGCUGAAUCAGUGACCCCUGAUCUCUGACUCACAGUUGUGGAAUGUUCUUUAAGCUCCAACCAGAGGCAGGAGGAUCUGCCAAUGUCUGCACCCACCCACCCAAUCCAGCUGAUACACAACAUUCAAACAAUAUUCCCACAAUACCAAAGCAACACAUUCACACUUGCCAAAAGUGAGUGACAUGUUAAAUCUGAUCAGGUUUUUAUGAGUACAACGCACCUACAGAACCACCCUGACCAAAAACUUUAACCCUAACCUAACCAAUAUUGUCCUUAAGCAAAAUAAGACGCUAACAAAGCAGAAAUUCUUACUGAAAUGAUGACAUUGCAAAAAUAAAUAAAAUUCAAGACAAGUUUUUUUUCCAGUAAAAUUAUCGAAACUUUCUUAAAACGUGAUUUACUUGACAAGCAAACUUCCUUAAGAUUUGAAGUCUUGUUUUGAGAGAAAUCUAACCGAAUCUAGUAAGAUAAAUGCUUAAAACAAAAAAACUGUUUGCCAAUGGGGUAAGAAAAAAAAAAUUCAAAGGAAAAACAAGCUUAUUUUUCUUACCCCAUUUGCAGUUAUUCUUUUUCUUGUUCAAGUCUAAAAUUCACUUAAUUUUGUCAGAUUUCUCUUAAAACGUGACAUAAUACCUUAUGCCAUUUUGCUUGACAAGUAAAGAAAUCACGUUAUAAGAAUGUUUUGAUAAUUUUAUAGUAAAACAAGACAAAAAUAAUACUUUUCUAAAGACACCACGUAAUUUCGUCUUGCUGGGCUCUGUCCUCGGUUCCACGUCCAACACUCUUUGUCUAUGAAGUGAGCUAGAACACAAGCUAAACACAUUCGAAUAAGUGAGUAUAUAGGUGGGUCUGUAAUACAGUCAUUAAAAUAUGUUGCUUUUCAAAUGAUACAUUAUUGUAAAAGUGUUUAGAUAUCAUAACAUAGCAGUGUGUGAGUUACAGAGCGAAUCAUUUGUGUUAAUAAGUCAUAAUCUUCCAUUGUAGUCGUGAUUUGUGUGAAAGUGAAUAAAACACACAGUUGUUGAAGCACCUGUAGUGUUCAUUUUACCAGAAAACUAUGGCAUAUAAAACUCAGAAAUGUAGUUAUAGGAAUGUUCAUUCUAUGGUUGGCAGAAAAAGUAAGAGUAGUAUGGUAGUAUGCUAUUCCAAACUUAGCCAGUGAUUGUUUUCAAACAGGUUUCCGGGAACACUUCCCCUGUCUCUCAUUGGUCGAACAAACAGGUAAUUCCACCCCAAACUCACGCCAUUGUUUGAGCCAGUGUUGCUGUCAGGCUGGUGAGGAUGCUCAAAAAACAGAGUAGCGUUACAGUGUUAACAUCAACCGUCAAAUGGUUUACUUAUAGUUGUCCCUAUAACACUGGGAUUGGAGAAAGUAUUUUAACAUUGAAAUAGUUACAGGCUGAAGUUUAAAGUAAAUCAUAACAACAUGCAUGUACCAAAGCAUUUCUACUCCUGUGUGAUGGGUUUUAUGCUCUGUGAGCAUGAACAAUAUGACUCCCCUCAUUUUUCUCUCCAAACCUUUGGGAGGCCGACCACCCUCUGUCAGGCCCCCUUCCCACCCACGUCUCACAGACAGUUUCUCAUUCACACGUCCACCUCUAAAGCCACAGGAUCAGCUGAACCAGAAUACUGACUGGAAACUGGUAGAUUAACAAAUUCAGUUUGGAUGGGCCACCAUGUCACUCUCCAUACUGAUUCAGUUAGAGGGGAUUACCCCGUCGCUCUGAGGUGAGUAACUCAACCACUGUUCCACAAAUACUUUCUCAUGUUCAUUUGAAUUAUCAAGCCUUUCUAAAAAAGACUGGUCAUUCAUGUCCUAAAUAUUCAUUCAGUGGAGGUCUCCAAACAUCAGUUGUUUACAAACAGAUGGAAGAAUUAAUAUAGUCUUUGUACUAGUUAAAAGGAAUUUGGUUAUAGAUACCACUGACCUACUUUCAUGUUGACAAAACAAACACAGCAUACUACGAAGUAUGAUUUAUACACAUUAAAUCCACUGGUUCACAGAAAAGUUGUGAUGGACAUUUUUGAAUUUCUGAAGCAAUAUUAAGAUGGGUUAGGAAAUCACAAUGACUUAACAAAGAUCACCACAGUUGGUUGCUUUUGAAUGACAUUAAAAAUGAUUAAAACCCUGGAUAAUAAAUUAUCUAGGUUUACCAGGGGGAAUAUGUUUUUUAUAGAUAUUCAUUAAGGUAAACUGGUCUUAACAGUAACAAGACCACCAACAGGUCAAAGCUACACAUUUUAAAUAGAGAAGCUUCUCCCUUUGACAGAGGAAUGGGCUGCUUUUUGGAAACACUCACCUUAUCAGGCAAGAUCAAAACAAUUCUCUGUGCAAAAGAAACAAUAGAAUAUUUUAAUAUUUUUCUAAUUAUAUAAUGUAACCUCUACCCCUAAUUUUCUU